Hyphopichia burtonii NRRL Y-1933 is the source of this 1622-nucleotide messenger RNA. RefSeq names its product mRNA splicing protein. The coding region runs from base 19 to 1440 and encodes 473 amino acids. Gene Ontology annotation, biological process: regulation of mRNA splicing, via spliceosome. Gene Ontology annotation, molecular function: zinc ion binding; mRNA binding. NCBI's taxonomy places the organism in Eukaryota, Fungi, Ascomycota, Pichiomycetes, Serinales, Debaryomycetaceae. The transcript has a single exon. The record is from RefSeq and is a predicted model, not a curated record. Gene Ontology annotation, cellular component: nucleus.
CAUAGAUACAGGGAUCCAAUGAAUUACACAGGUGGCAUGCCGGAUAGAGGAAGACCGAUUGCAAGAAAUGCAGUGGCUCCUACCAGGACUAAAUGGGCUGGGGCUUCCUCCAGAUACAAGCAAAUUGGUAAUAAUAAAUUAGACACCAUCAUCACUGGGCAUUUGACCCAAGAACAAGCCGAAGCUUACCAGCAAUAUUUCCGUAUAGAGGAAAUAUCUCACCUUUUAAGAAGUGCCAAUCAACAAAAGAGAGAUGUCAUAAGUUUGCUACCGUCUGGUAACUUGGGAGAAAAUCCUAAUUUUCAAAGAGAUCCAUCUCCUCCUCCCAAAUAUAAUAGCGAUGGGAGCAGGUCAAAUACCCGGGAAGCUAGAACUAAAACAAUACUCGAAAAAGAAAGACAUUAUUUGGUUGAGCUCACUGCGGGUUCGAUUAAAAAUUACGUUCCUCCUAAUGACUACCGUAAGCCCAAUAAAACAUACGAGAAGAUAUAUAUACCGGUUAAAGACUACCCAGAGAUUAAUUUUGUUGGUUUACUUCUUGGGCCAAGAGGUAACACCUUAAGACAACUUCAAGAAGAAAGUGGAGCUAGACUUGCCAUACGAGGAAAAGGAUCGGUGAAGGAUGGGAAAUCUACAUCUAAUAACGACGAUGAUGAUUCUAACAAUCCGUUAUCUUCUACUUCAUUUUCAAAUCCAAACUUGAACUCCAAUGCCGACGAUUUGCAUGUGGUGAUUACUUCGGAUACCCAAUCAAAGAUUGCGAAAGCCAUCAAGUUGACUAACGAAGUGAUCGAGAAAGCUAUAAGCUCACCCAUUGGUCAGAACGAUUUAAAGAGAGGACAGUUACGUGAAUUGGCUGUGCUUAAUGGUACCUUAAGGGAAACUAAACCUUAUGUUCAGGAUAGCUUUAAAGAAAAACGUAAACCUGCAUUCGAUAUCUCGACAAUCGUUUGUAGUAACUGUAAAAAAAUCGGUCAUUUUGCAAGAGAUUGUAAACUUCCUCCAGCUAUUGAUGAAUCCGGAGCUACCACUGGCCAAAUUGAGAAAAGAGAAAUAGAGUCUGAAGAAUCCACACAGUCUAAGAAAAGGAAACCAAAUGUUCCAUUACCACCCUGGCAAAGAGCCACACCUCCUCCACCUCCUCCUGCACCAUCGAUCAAUGUGGGACAUCCUUUGAAGUUUCCACCACCGCCACCAACCUCAUCUUUGGCUUCUUCAAAAGUAAUGGCACCACCACCUCCUCCUUCAUCGAAUGUCCGUCCGCCACCUCCACCUCUGACGAAUCCAAGCGUUCCUCCUCCACCACCUCCGUCGACUUCAAACGGUCCACCUCCACCACCUCCACCAUCGACCUCAAGCGUUCCACCUCCACCUCCACCUUCUCUGAAAUCUACAAAGCCACAAGUACCUCCCCCACCACCACCUCCUGCAUCUUCUUGAUGUUAGAUAUAAAUCAUAUUUUCUACAAGCAAUGUAAUUUAUAUUACAGUUUUUUAAUCAGUCUUUUUUUUUUAUUUUAGUGUAUAGUAAACGAAUUAAAUAAAGUCAGUUCGAUUGCUGAACCAUGCAUAUUCCAUUGAGGCCAGUAAAAAAAAAAAGACAAAUAGAAAAAAGAUAUGAAG